Exophiala oligosperma is the source of this 1415-nucleotide messenger RNA. RefSeq lists its product as uncharacterized. The transcript has 2 exons. Bases 132 to 1118 code for a protein of 328 amino acids. Lineage: Eukaryota; Fungi; Ascomycota; Eurotiomycetes; Chaetothyriales; Herpotrichiellaceae. Gene Ontology annotation, cellular component: membrane. The record is from RefSeq and is a predicted model, not a curated record. Gene Ontology annotation, biological process: lipid metabolic process. Gene Ontology annotation, molecular function: oxidoreductase activity, acting on the CH-CH group of donors.
AGCACGACUGCGUCUUGGAUGAGCACUGACGUGUCUUAUUAACCCUCAAGAUGCUAUAAAGUCCGGUAGGUUGCAGUAAAGGCACGACGUUUCGCUAUCACCCCGUCGACACACCUCUAAUCUACCCCAUCAUGCCUUUGUUGCAGUCCCUUCUGGCUGCGUCCAACUUCCGCAACCCCUUUUUGCGAAAUCUCGUUCCAUCAGUUGGUCUUGCAUUUGGUAUCCAAGCAGCUGUAGCUAUACCCUCCAUAAUAGCUGGAUCCGAGCGAUUCUACGACCUUUCGGGCUCAUUGACUUAUCUCUCAUGCACGGCCUUGAGCCUGUAUCUUCCUGCUCUACGUGCCAGAACAGCGGCAGCACUGGCAGGACAGCCGAAACCAGCAUGGCCUAGCCUUCUGAAGGCUCUCCAGGGGACAGGUGGUCCUUACGGUUUCAAUUGGAGACAGGUAUUCUUGAGCGCCGCAGUAAGCUUCUGGGCUUCUCGAUUGGGAACAUAUCUCUUCACCCGCAUUCUCUCCGACGGCGAAGAUUCCCGCUUCAAGGACAUCCGCAACUCACCUCCCAAGUUCGCUGUGGCUUUCUUUGCACAAGCGACAUGGGUGUCCCUCUGCUUAUUGCCCGUCCUAGCCAUCAACUCGCUGCCUUCUUCCACCUUCGCUGCUCUCGGAGGAGCCGUGUCGGUCACUGACUUGAUUGGUGUUCUGCUCUACGUCGGUGGAAUGAGCUUCGAGGUUACUGCUGACAGACAGAAGAGCAAGUGGUCACAGGAGAAGAAGGAGAAGAAACAUGACGAGGACUUCCUCACCAGAGGUCUUUGGGGCAAGAGUCGACACCCAAAUUAUUUUGGAGAAAGUACCUUGUGGACAGGAAUUGCUACCAUGUCAGCUGGCGUUCUUGCAUCGAAGGCUGGAGUGGUUGGAAUGGGAUUGGCUGGUGGACUGACGGGAAAAGCAAUCGCCCUCGUCGCCGCAGGUAUCAGCCCAGCCUUUGUGACCUUGUUGCUUUUCAAGGUGUCAGGGAUUCCUCUCAGCGAGAGUAAAUACGACAAGAAGUACGGCGAUCGUGCGGACUACCAGAAAUGGAAGAAGGAAACGCCCAUGUUCUUUCCCAAGCUGUAGUAGGCUUGGAUAUCUAUCCUACUUUGCGUAUGUGAAGCGCAAGUGGGUAAUUUGAGAUACCCAGAUUGCUUGACAUUAGAAAAGCCUGGCUGAUCGCAGGUGAACUUCCAUUGACCAUCGAUGUCAUAUUUAGAGGUGCCAUUCAAAAGUGCUGGGAAAGACGAAUAUGGUGCCAUUGCGGCUUUGCAAGAGGAUGUGACCACAUGGGUAGAGCAAUAUCGGAGGAGAUGUUGGGAGUUGGAAGAGAGUUGUAGUAUUAAUGAAUAAAUAGACGAACAAUACUCCGCCCCCGCCUCA